This is a messenger RNA of Oncorhynchus gorbuscha (pink salmon), 3819 nucleotides long. It is a transcript of the gene aph1b, whose product is annotated as APH1B gamma secretase subunit. Gene Ontology annotation, molecular function: protein-macromolecule adaptor activity. Gene Ontology annotation, cellular component: membrane; gamma-secretase complex; endoplasmic reticulum. Bases 228 to 1004 code for a protein of 258 amino acids. The transcript has 8 exons. Lineage: Eukaryota; Metazoa; Chordata; Actinopteri; Salmoniformes; Salmonidae. Gene Ontology annotation, biological process: Notch signaling pathway; protein processing; Notch receptor processing. The record is from RefSeq and is a predicted model, not a curated record.
UGCCUGCAAACAUUUAGAACAGGAAGUGAUACUGUAGCAUCAAGGAACCCACAAUAAAAUACACAACAAUGAGAUUAUAUAGAUAGCUUCAGGUUUACUUCAGUUGUAAAGAAGCAUCCAAGCUCUCGGAAAGAUACACUCUUUCAGCCAUUGAAGAGAAGAAGGGCCCUGCGGUGGAGGUUUUGUUAAACAGGCUAACUUGAGUCGAAGUCGGACCAAGCCCCAAAAUGACUGCAUCUGUGUUUUUCGGGUGUACAUUCAUCGCUUUCGGCCCUGCCAUUGCACUGUUCUUGUUUACUAUUGCCAGGGACCCACUCCGAGUGAUAUUUCUUAUCGCCGGGGCGUUCUUCUGGUUGUGUUCUCUGCUGCUGUCUUCACUAGUGUGGUUCAUCACCGUUCAGAUCAGCAACAAAGAGAGUUCCUCCCAGCAGAAAGGACUGCUCAUAUUCGGGGUGGUGCUCUCCGUGCUGCUGCAGGAGACUUUCCGCUUCGGCUACUACAAGCUGCUGAAGAAGGCAAACGAAGGCUUGCUCAUGUUGAGUGCAGAGGAAACGAUGCCAAUCUCCAUACGGCAACUAGCCUAUGUGUCUGGGCUGGGGUUCGGCUUCAUGAGUGGAGCAUUCUCAAUGGUCAAUAUCCUGGCCGAUUCUGUUGGCCCCGGCACCAUUGGUAUCCAUGGAGACUCCCAACACUACUUCCUGUCCUCAGCCUUCAUGACCAUGGCCAUCGUCCUGCUCCACAUGUUCUGGGGGGUGGUGUUCUUUGAUUCCUGUGAGAAACAACACUGGUGGUCUCUGGCUGUGGUCGUCAUCAGCCACCUCCUCGUCUCCUGUCUGACAUUCCAGAACCCUCAGUACGUGGGCAGCCUGGUUCCCACCUACAUCAUCGUGUUCCUCGUGGGUCUCUGGGCGUUCUUCUGCUCCGGGGGUUCUCUUCGGAACCUUAAACUCUGCCUUACCUGCAAAGACAAGGACUUCCUGUUGGCCAACCACCGGCCCAGAUAACAGAACACCACUAAAGAAACACACACACACACUGUAUGGGGACGCUAUCCAACAGGACACACACCACACAAACAAAUAAAUAAGUUAAAGACAAACUGGGUCAAUGAUAUGUCUCUCCCCUCCCCCACCAUGUGUUCUGUGUUUGUGGUGCUGGGGACUGGAAAUAGGCUGUAGUCCAGAGUAAAUAUUGUUUAAACACCUUUUUAUUUAGUGAAGGGCAGAUGUAUUACACUGCAUUAGUAAUAGAAUAAUCUAGAGGAUCCUUCUUUUGUUACCACUACAUCCUUGGCAGACACUGCUCAGAACGGUUGAUUAACUGUUGACAGAUGGGGGGAGACUGUGACAAACACAUUUGAUCUGUGUGUAGUUUUAAAAUGUAGGGUACGUAGUUCCUUAACGAGACGGUACCUAUUUGACACCAGACGGGCCUCUGGAUCUUUGCCUUCUACAGUGAUGAUGAGGUAGCUUAGUGUUUUGGCCCUGUAUCCAUAAAGCAUCCGAGUAGAAGCACUGAUCUAGGAUCAGGACCCCCCAUGUCCAUGUAAUCUUAUUAUAAUCUAGGAUCAGGACCCCCCCAUGUCCAUGUAAUCUUAUUCAUUAUAAUCUAGGAUCAGGACCACCCCAUGUCCAUGUAAUCUUAUUCAUUAUAAUCUAGGAUCAGACCCCCCAUGUCCAUGUAAUCUUAUUCAUUAUAAUCUAGGAUCAGGACCCCCCCAUGUCCAUGUAAUCUUAUUCAUUAUAAUCUAGGAUCAGGACCCCCCAUGUCCAUGUAAUCUUAUUCAUUAUAAUCUAGGAUCAAGACCCCCCCAUGUCCAUGUAAUCUUAUUCAUUAUGAUCUAGGAUCAGACCUCCCCCAUGUCCAUGUAAUCUUAUUCAUUAUAAUCUAGGAUCAGACCCCUCCCCCCUUUCUGAUCUGAAAAACUAAACUGAUCCUACAGUAGAUCAGCAGGUCUAAACUGAUCCUACAGUAGAUCAGCAGGUCUGAACUGAUCCUACAGUAGAUCAGCAGGUCUGAACUGAUCCUACAGUAGAUCAGCAGGUCUGAACUGAUCCUACAGUAGAUCAGCAGGUCUGAACUGAUCCUACAGUAGAUCAGCAGGUCUGAACUGAUCCUACAGUAGAUCAGCAGGUCUGAACUGAUCCUACAGUAGAUCAGCAGGUCUGAACUGAUCCUACAGUAGAUCAGCAGGUCUGAACUGAUCCUACAGUAGAUCAGCAGGUCUGAACUGAUCCUACAGUAGAUCAGCAGGUCUGAACUGAUCCUACAGUAGAUCAGCAGGUCUGAACUGAUCCUACAGUAGAUCAGCAGGUCUGAACUGAUCCUACAGUAGAUCAGAAGGUCGACUAUGAGAUGCUUUAUAAAUAUACGGCCCUAGAUUGUCUUUCGAUAUCAGACCUGUGAUGUUUUGUAUCCAGUUCAUGUUUCUGUCUCCUGCUGUGUUAGUUGGCAGUCUGGCAGGGCAGUCUGGCAGGGCAGUCUGGCAAGGCAGUCUGGCAAGGCAGCCGUGUCGUUCUCCUGUUUUAGAUGAGUCGGUAGUACGAUACAAUACAACAGUGUUUGCAUAGCAACAACUUACUUUUCAUAACCCCCCCCCCCCCCCCAAACAAAAGCCAAUUCCUCCGGAGAACGAAAGCAGCAUAUUAGGAUAACAUUGAGUUAGGAUGUUUGUUUGUUUGUUUGUUGUAAACAUUAUGUUGUGAGCUGUUUUCAAAAUGAAGUUCUGAUUCAAACUGAAAACAUGUCAAAUGUUUUGUGUUUGUUUUGAUAGUCCAGAUGAAUAUAUUCGGUCUAAAACCUACACCAAUAUAAAUAUUGACCUGAUGAUGAUGAUGAUACUGUUUUUAUAUGAAUGAUGUGCUUUACAUACUGAUUAGUGCUGCUAAGCUAAAUUGUUCUUUAUUUGUAAUCAUCACACUGACCUCAAGGGUUGGUCUGAUCUAGUUGGCUUUAGGACGGGUGUUUAUGGGUUGGACAUACAGGGGCCAGUUUCCCAGACCCAGGUUAAGCUUAUUCCUGGACUGAAAAGCACUUAACUUUUUUUUUAAAUUCUCAAUUGAGAAUGCUUUUUUUUCUUAGAAGUGGCUUAACCUUUUGUCUGAGUAAACAGACCCAAACUGUAGCACCCUGUUUAGUCCUAACUUCUAUUUUAGUCAAAUAUUCCCAUUGAAAUCAAUGCAAACUGAUGACUAAGUGAAAAUGUGAAAAUGCGCAUCCUCCCUUUCAAAUAUUCCCAUUGAAAUCAAUGCAAACUGAUGACUAUGUGAAAAUGCGCAUCCUCCCUUUCAAAUAUUCCCAUUGAAAUCAAUGCAAACUGAUGACUAAGUGAAAAUGUGAAAAUGCGCAUCCUCCCUUUCAAAUAUUCCCAUUGACAUCAAUGCAAACUGAUGACGAUCCUCCCUUUUCAAAGAAGACAUGCCCUUGAGGAACAAAUGAUUGAAUAUGUACAUGUACCACAUUGUUGUUGAUGAAUUAGCUGAUUCUUCUAGGCAGUGAGUAAGACCUGUGGAAACAUAAAUCCUUUAGAGAUCUCAACGGACGUUAGUUUAAACUAGGCUGCAAUAAUUUAGUGACAAAAUGAAACGAGUCACCUCACUUGUCGUGGUUUUAAAUGUUUUUCUCUGACCUGUGUCAUGUAUAUGGAGCUGUACAGCUUUAACAUAAUAGUGGAGAACUCCCAGCCAAUAGUAUCAGCCUCUCAGGGUUGAAGGUCACUGAUAUGCAAAUGAGCUGUAUGUUCCUGUUUUGACUUGUGCCUGCGUGCACCCUGUUAUUUCACCAUGCUUCUGUAUUGAUAAACAUUUAAAAGUAGUAGCA